This is a messenger RNA of Pongo pygmaeus (Bornean orangutan), 1137 nucleotides long. It is a transcript of the gene OR2T27, whose product is annotated as olfactory receptor family 2 subfamily T member 27. Gene Ontology annotation, biological process: G protein-coupled receptor signaling pathway. Gene Ontology annotation, cellular component: membrane. The record is from RefSeq and is a predicted model, not a curated record. Lineage: Eukaryota; Metazoa; Chordata; Mammalia; Primates; Hominidae. Gene Ontology annotation, molecular function: G protein-coupled receptor activity; olfactory receptor activity.
AAUCCUUAAAUGAACAAUGAUGGUAUAAUGAGAUGUGGCACAAUCCUGCUCAGGCAGUUCUGUCAGGAAAUUAUGAGCUUCAAGAAAUAAGAUGACUUGACCUUGGUUUGUUCAUGACUAUAUGUCUUAUGUAAAUCAGAUACCUUUCCAACUUUACCAUAUCUCUUUUGUGAACCCUACAGAGCUAUGGAGCAGAGCAAUUAUUCCGUGUAUGCCGACUUUAUCCUUUUGGGUUUGUUCAGCAACGCCCGUUUCCCCUGGCUUCUCUUUGCCCUCAUUCUCCUGGUCUUUGUGACCUCUGUAGCCGGCAACACGGUCAUGAUCAUUCUCAUCCACAUAGACUCCCGCCUCCACACCCCCAUGUACUUCCUGCUCAGCCAGCUCUCCCUCAUGGACAUCCUGUAUAUUUCCACCAUCGUGCCCAAAAUGCUGGUCGACCAGGUGAUGAGCAGAGCCAUUUCCUUUGCAGGAUGCACUGCCCAACACUUCCUCUACUUGACCUUAGCAGGGGCUGAGUUCUUCCUCCUAGGACUCAUGUCCUAUGAUCGCUACGUAGCCAUCUGCAACCCUCUGCACUAUCCUGUCCUCAUGAGCUGCAAGAUCUGCUGGUUGAUUGUGGCGGCAGCCUGGCUGGGAGGGUGUAUCGAUGGUUUCUUGCUCACCCCUGUCACCAUGCAGUUCCCCUUCUGUGCCUCUCGAGAGAUCAACCACUUCUUCUGCGAGGUGCCUGCUCUUCUGAAGCUCUCUUGCAUGGACACAUCAGCCUAUGAGACAGCCAUGUAUGUCUGCUGUAUUAUGAUGCUCCUCAUCCCUUUCUCUGUCAUCUCAAGCUCUUACACAAGAAUUCUCAUUACUGUUUAUAGGAUGAGCGAGGCAGAGGGGAGGCGAAAGGCUGUGGCCACCUGCUCCUCACACAUGGUGGUUGUCAGCCUCUUCUAUGGGGCUGCCAUGUACACAUACGUGCUGCCUCACUCUUACCACACCCCUGAGCAGGACAAAGCUGUAUCUGCCUUCUAUACCAUCCUCACUCCUAUGCUCAAUCCACUCAUUUACAGCCUUAGGAACAAGGAUGUCACAGGGGCCCUACAGAAGGUUGUGGGGAGGUGUGUGUCCUCAGGAAAGGUAACCACUUUCUAA